This is a messenger RNA of Capronia epimyces CBS 606.96, 1254 nucleotides long. RefSeq lists its product as uncharacterized. The transcript is spliced from 2 exons. Bases 1 to 1254 code for a protein of 417 amino acids. Lineage: Eukaryota; Fungi; Ascomycota; Eurotiomycetes; Chaetothyriales; Herpotrichiellaceae. The record is from RefSeq and is a predicted model, not a curated record.
AUGUCAACAAACCUUCCGCAGUGUCGAAGAGCCGUCACUUUUCUACACCAGAAGCCCUGCGGCAGGCAUAAUGCUGUCUCGCUGAGUGUCCUCCCGAUCCGCGACAAGUCGACACUGAGUCACACUCGACUCCGCGGCCAAGUCAAGAGAAGGAGACUGCAAGAAACUCGCCCAGAGCUCUUCACAUCGAAGCCAACAUACCUACCCCUCAACUUGGAAGCCGAGGGAGAGCCCUCAGACCUGUCCUGUCUACGACCUCCGAUCCUAGAAUAUGUGGAACAACCCAAGCCUGGCGAAGGUGGAAAGAUACCCAUUGGGCAGCGGUUGAAAUACUGGCAACGUCUCGCCACGACACACGCCAAGUUUUAUAAAGACGGCGUCGUGAGAGUGUGGCAGAACAAUAAAGAGAGGCGAAAGAUCUUGCAACGUCUAGGUCCAACAUGGGGAAAACCGGGGAAGUUGCAUAUCUGUGCCAUGCUAGGCCGGGAGCGCGAGCCCAAGGAUGGUAGACCUCCCAAAAUCACGAGGAAAGAAUACCAAUUAUGCCUGCGCACAAGGAGCGACAUUCACAGAUUGGUUCCCUUCGCGAUCGUCCUGGCUGUCUUUGGUGAAUGGACUCCUCUAGUCAUGCCCUUGGCAUUUAUUCCAGAAGUCUGCCACAGACCCAGUGACCGAAUGAAGACGGCGGAAAGGUGGUGUAAACGCCGCGACUACUUUCAUUCGAAAGCCAACAAAGAUAUCUUCUUGGCUGCGGAUAAAAAUGCGGGCGUUGAUAAGGAGAAAUCUUUAAAGGCGACCCUCAAUCGAUACCUUCUCUGGGGCUAUGUAGCCGACGCGACAUUUUGGAUCAAGCUCACUCCAUAUAUCCCACGCAGCUGGAAUGCGUACCUGGCACUUAACGGGCUCGCCUUCAUCCCUCGCCACCACGAGAUCCUCGCUGACACGGUUUUGAUUAUGCGCGAGGGUGGGUUUGGCAGACUCAGCGCGGAGGACAUCAGCGAAUACUGCAUGAAAUGUGCUUCAGCACGGUUCUACCUCGAGGCCAGGGUCGCGUUGCAAAACGGUGUCCAUCCUGCCAACGAGGCCAUGAGGAAACGCAUGGCACCUAUACUUGAACAACAUGCAAAGCAAAUGCUAGACAUUGAUUGGACCAGACUGGCCCCGAGAUUCUGGUGGAUGCAAGAACUCACUGUUCGAUCUGGAAAUGCUCCAGAUGCAUGGUACAAGACAUCCGAGGACCUUCCUGCACGCUGA